AUGGCAGCGGCGAUAUUAAUGCAGACGCAAAUAUAUUCAAAAUAUGUUUACGACUGGAAGGAAACAUCUUUGCAACAGCCUAAAAUCUUCGAAAGGUUACAAAACCUGGCAUUCGGCAUCCCGGAGGGGAGGGAGCAGGGCAGCCAGGCGGGGGUGGGGCGCGGGGACGCGCCAGGGUUGCCACUUAAACAGGAUUUCCUCCUUCUCGGGACGCCACCUCGAUACCAUCAGGGGCGCAUUUAUUGCCCCCACUCUCAAAACCUCGGUGUCCACAAUCCCGCGGGUGCCCCACGGAGUCCCCGGGUGCGGAAGGCACGAGUAAUUCCUUAUAUAGCCGCGGCGGCCGCCGCGCGGGGCCGCCCAGCAGAACACAGGCCAGGCCAAGAAGCACUGUGUUUUCCUGGCACACCGGCACCGAUCAAUACCCCUGAGCUGCGCGGCCCACGAGCGGCGGCCCCAUGGGCCCGUCGGGCCCCCUCCCCCACCCGGCCCACUCGCGACCGCGAGCGCCAUCCCAGCUCCAUUAUCCGGCCUCAGCGCUCCGCGCAUCCGGCCCAGGUAACAACUUCCCCCAAAGAGCUCGCGAGGCGCACUCACGCAGCCCGACCAGCGGGGACCCGGGCACGGGACCUGUCUGUGGUGCUUCCCGACCCCCGGCACCGCGCGGCAGGUCCACGCACACGCGCGCCCCGCGGCUGCAGCAAGUGGCUGCCCGGCCCUGCCCAGCCCUCGACGGCGCCGCACGCGCGGACCUCCAGGUCCCCCGAGCCGCGGCGUCCACCGUGCGGCCCCAUCCCAGGUCCGCGAGCGCGCGGGGAACAACUUUCCCGCGGGCGCCCAACCCGGCGCGCGGCUCCCGCUCCCGCGCACACGCGCGCACGGCCGCCACGCAGCCGGUGUCCCGCACCGCCCGCCGCAAGUUUGUUCCCCGCCGCGGCCUGCGCGCCCAGCCAGGACCGCGCGCGGACGCCUAGCGCGGGGAGGCGCCGAGGGGCCGCAAGAGUGGAGAAAAGUGCGGAAAGAAGCAACAGCCGCUCCACCCGCGAGCGGAAAGUGGCCUGGCGCGGCGAGGAGCCGGCGGCGGACGGGAUGCGGCACGGAUAACGGUCCCGGCCCGCGGUAGCGGCCGCCCAAGCCGCCAGGCGGAGAGGCCAGACUGACUACUCAGAAGCAGCCAAGUCCAACUGUUAGGUGUCUUUCCACAUUUGAAAUGAUACCGAUGAUAUUUCUUGGCUGGUGAAUUUUAUAUAACGUCAACUAGAGAGCAUGGGAGGUGACAGCCCGCCUCUCGUCAUCCACGCCUGCCUGCUGCUUCUUGUGCAGUUAGCUCUCCACUCGGCUGCCUUCAUUGCUGGACUCUGAAUUGUUCCUGUUCAUUCAGGAUCAAAUUAAUGAAAACCUGCAUAUUGUGAAAGGGGAUGGGUCUCACUCAUCAAUGAAGGACUGCCUCCUCUUGCAACCGAGCUCUUUGUGAGGAGCUUGGACUGCUUUGUGAUACUGAAGUAUCUCUCUGGGCACGUACAGAAGGACAGAGAAUGCAGAUGGAAUGGCCCGCCGGCAUUCCUUGGCUUUCUCUUUAUGGAACAAAACUCCAGUCCUAGGCCAGCUUCACAGAUGGAAAUGCAUGCCUGACGCUGUAAUUCUGACCCAGACCCUGUGGUUGGGAAGCUCAUAGGCCCCAGAGGUUAAACCCAGAUUUGAAAAUAUCUGCUGGAAAUCAGCCACAAUGAAAAUCAGCAAAUUGGAGCAUGCAUGUUCAUAAAAGAAUAUCAAGUCUCUCAAGUUCGGUACUGUGAACUUCCAGGAGACAGUUACAAAGCUCUCAGGACACAAAGGAUUUUCCUGGCCAUGCUCCCUCCAUGAGCACUCUACUUCUAUACAUUAUAAUCUAUAAAAGCCAGUAGCAUGUAAAACAUGCUAAACAUUAUGUGGCUCUCAGGUUUAACUCUUAUUGUACAGUAACUGACAUCCAUGUGGCUGAUGCUGUUGGAGGAAGGGCGUUGGGGGACCUGUCUGUAUCUCCUCCCAUGUUUUCAUUUUUAAUUCUGUAAACUCUCUGCUCUUAGAGUGGCUGCACUCUGGUAUAUGUGCACAGAGGUUGCACAUAUGCAUGCAUGGAGGCCAGAGGAGGAUGUCAGGUGUCUUUCUCUGUCACUCUCUGCCUCAUCUUUUAUAGACAGGGUCUCUCACUGAACCUGGAGCUAGGUCAGCAGCCAACAAGCCCUAGUGACCCUCCUGUUUCCACCCCUCAUGACACUAAGAUUACAGGUGCACAUGUGGCCACACCCAGGAUUGAAUGGAUGCUGGGAUCUGAACUCAAGUCCUCAUGCUUGUGCAGCAAGAACUCCCACCCACUGCACCAUCUCCCCAGCUGCCCAUUUCUUUAUAAUUUUAAGAUAGUCAUUAACUGUUGACUCUAUGACUUUCAGAAUAGCUUUUUCUUGGCAGGUCAUAUGAAAUUAUGUCUUUAUGAAUUUCACUAUUUAGCAGGAUGAUAGAUGCUUGGUCGUGCUGGGACCAUCUCAGCUCACAUUCACUCAGCACAACACUUCACUGAUAGCGCUGCCUUGUACCUUCUGGAGGACUUUCAAGUUUCCACUAUUGUUUUAUAUAAAUGAUUUCUUGAUUUUAGCUGCAGUGCUUUCUAUAAUCAUAUAGUUUCUGUUGGAGAAGAAAGAGUGACUUCUAAGUAUGGGUAAAUAUUUCAUAAGAUAUUUUAAAGUCCUGGGCUGAGAAUCACAUUUUAUAUUUCAAAUGAAACCAGAGGUUUAUGUUUAUACUCUGAAGCCCUUCACUUCAGAUCACAUUCCACCACGGCACAGGAU
Molecule: messenger RNA, 2825 nt
Organism: Nannospalax galili (Upper Galilee mountains blind mole rat)
Lineage: Eukaryota; Metazoa; Chordata; Mammalia; Rodentia; Spalacidae
Product: serine/arginine repetitive matrix protein 1-like
Exons: 9
Coding region: 1-1104 (367 amino acids)
Source: RefSeq, a predicted model, not a curated record